AUGUCACGAUACAUUGAUAAUGAUGAUAAUGAGUUCCCAAAUAUUUCCAAGUUACUUCACCCCUUCUUGCGACUAAUGUUUCAACCAUUGGUCGACCCAAGUGAUCAAAAAGAGUCCCUCAUCUCCAACCCCUUUUCAUUUUUGUUCCCCCAAAAGAAGAACGUCAAGAAGGAUUACGUCUCUUUCGCAGG
Acaulospora colombiana is the source of this 191-nucleotide messenger RNA. The record is from the annotation of a GenBank genome assembly. NCBI's taxonomy places the organism in Eukaryota, Fungi, Glomeromycota, Glomeromycetes, Diversisporales, Acaulosporaceae.